GCGCCCACGACGCGUCGAAACGCGACCGCCGAAAUGGUACGAUGCACGCGUUGGCGCCCACCCGCCAGCGCCGCUAUAUUUCUCAGGCAACACUGUUCUCUGUCAGCGCGUGCCACGUCCUCGACUACCCAUGGCCUCGAAGACGAAAUCGCGGUCGACUUCAGCAGCGCAGCCCGAGGGUGGCGCGUUCACCUGGGCGACGAAAUGGUUCGUGCGCAUGGCGUGGCUGACGGCCGCAUGGGCGGUGUGCAAGGGCUUGGAUGCGGUUAAGGACCGUUGGUACGUGCUCGACCCAACGAGCCUACACGAACUCGCACAAGCCGCCGUCGCCUCCGCCCCCGAGCCGAACGACAUCAACUACAUGAUCGACUACAUCGUCACGAACCUCACCUCGACGUACGGGUCCUCGCAGAUCGCGCUCAACACGAACUCGUCCGAGUGGGUGCUCAGCAACGCGGGCGGCGCGAUGGGCGCGAUGUACAUCAUCCACGCGAGCGUCACGGAAUACCUGAUCGUGUUCGGGACGCCGCUCGGCACGGAGGGCCACACCGGCAUGCACACCGCCGACGACUACUUCAACAUCCUCGUCGGCGAGCAGUGGGCGUUCGCCCCGCCCUCGCUCGAGAUGGAGCGCUACCCCGCUGGCAGCGUGCACCACCUCCCGCGCGGCCACGUCAAGCAGUACAAGAUGCACGAGGGCUGCUAUGCGCUCGAGUAUGCGAGAGGAUGGAUCCCACUCAUGCUGCCAUUUGGCCUUGCGGAUGUCUUCACGUCAACGCUGGACGUAUGGUCCCUGUACCACACCGUUCGCAUCACCGCGCGCGAGAUGUUCAGAAACUUCUUCAUCGGCAAGGUCUAGACGCGCAAGAGUAAUAUACAUACGGAAGCAUCUACAUGGCUAAUUUGUUCUCGGCGUCGCUCUGCAUAUCGUUGUACACCUGAGUCUUGACCUGCGAGAGACGCGUAAGAAACCGCGACACGGAUCAGCUUGUGGGUCGUCGAGA
Molecule: messenger RNA, 1004 nt
Organism: Rhodofomes roseus
Lineage: Eukaryota; Fungi; Basidiomycota; Agaricomycetes; Polyporales; Fomitopsidaceae
Product: C-8 sterol isomerase
Exons: 3
Coding region: 131-859 (242 amino acids)
Biological process (GO): ergosterol biosynthetic process
Cellular component (GO): endoplasmic reticulum
Source: RefSeq, a predicted model, not a curated record